Cucurbita maxima (winter squash) is the source of this 1335-nucleotide messenger RNA. RefSeq names its product serine/threonine-protein kinase HT1-like. The coding region runs from base 39 to 1160 and encodes 373 amino acids. Gene Ontology annotation, biological process: protein phosphorylation. Gene Ontology annotation, molecular function: ATP binding; protein kinase activity. The transcript is spliced from 3 exons. The record is from RefSeq and is a predicted model, not a curated record. Lineage: Eukaryota; Viridiplantae; Streptophyta; Magnoliopsida; Cucurbitales; Cucurbitaceae.
UUGGUAUAAACAAACACCAUUUCACGUAAACAAUCUUCAUGGCGACCUCCUGUUUUGGUUCACUUCGCAUUCGUAAAUCAAAGAGCAAGCCAUUAUCAACCCUUUUCUCCUUGAAAUCCCAGAUGAAUUCUGAAAUGGAAAACAUGGAAAGGAGAAGGUUUGAUAGUUUGGAAUCGUGGUCGAUGAUCCUUGAGUCUGAAAAUAUGGAAACUUGGGAGACAUCAAAGGAGGAUCAGGAGGAGUGGACAGCUGAUCUCUCUCAGCUCUUCAUUGGCAACAAAUUUGCCUCCGGUGCGCACAGUCGGAUAUACCGUGGAAUUUAUAAGCAGAGAGCCGUUGCUGUGAAGAUGGUCAGGAUUCCAAACCAAAAGGAGGAAACAAGAGUCAAACUUGAGCAGCAAUUCAAGUCUGAAGUUGCCUUGCUUUCUCGUCUCUUUCAUCCCAGCAUAGUUCAGUUCAUUGCAGCCUGUAAAAAGCCACCGGUAUAUUGCAUAAUUACAGAGUAUAUGUCACAAGGAACUCUGAGAAUGUAUCUUAACAAGAAAGAGCCAUAUUCACUCUCGAUAGAAACAAUACUGAGGCUAGCCCUAGACAUAUCAAGAGGAAUGGAAUACCUCCAUUCCCAAGGGGUAAUCCACAGAGACCUCAAAUCAAAUAACUUGCUUCUAAACGAUGAAAUGAGAGUAAAAGUAGCGGAUUUCGGAACCUCCUGCCUCGAAACACAGUGUCGAGAAACAAAAGGGAACAUGGGAACUUACAGAUGGAUGGCGCCGGAGAUGAUUAAAGAGAAGCCUUACACUCGCAAAGUUGAUGUGUACAGCUUUGGGAUUGUACUGUGGGAGCUCACCACGGUUCUGCUUCCCUUUCAAGGGAUGACUCCCGUGCAGGCUGCCUUUGCCGUCGCCGAGAAGAAUGAGAGGCCGCCAUUGCCGGCGAGUUGUCAACCGGCGUUAGCACACCUGAUAAAGCGGUGUUGGGCGGCGAAUCCAUCGAAGCGACCGGAUUUCAGCGACAUUGUGGCGGCUUUGGAGAAAUACGACGAGUGCGUGAAAGAGGGUCUUCCACUUGCACACCAUAAAGGAUUGGUAAACCGAAACGCCAUUAUUGAACGCUUGAAAGCUUGCGCCUCAACCAGUUCUUCAAUACCUGUACAUGCCUGAAACUGAGACUGAGCUUAAGCCGCCAUAGCUUUGGUAAUUCGAAAGGAAGAUAUUAUUUUGAUGAAUUUUACCUUUGAAGAAGGAAGAUGAAAUACUGUGUAAAAUGACCGGGCCCGCCCUGGAUUCUUGGUCCACAUCUGGAUCAUUGUACAUAAGGCCCAACUUUCUUGGCCCA